Anoplopoma fimbria (sablefish) is the source of this 2119-nucleotide messenger RNA. Its product is annotated as adhesive plaque matrix protein-like. The record is from RefSeq and is a predicted model, not a curated record. Bases 1 to 2034 code for a protein of 677 amino acids. Lineage: Eukaryota; Metazoa; Chordata; Actinopteri; Perciformes; Anoplopomatidae. The transcript has 3 exons.
AUGAAUAAUUCCCAGUUGCCAUCAUUAACAGUGUCUGAUCAGCAGCCUCGCUGGCCCCCCCAGCAACCGCAGACUGAUCUACAGCCACAGAAGCCACCUCCGCAGGUGCCCCAGGUUCCUAGCUAUCCUCCCCAGCCGCAGGUGCCCCAGGUUCCUAGCUAUCCUCCCCAGCCGGAGGUGCCCCAGGUUCCUAGCUAUCCUCCCCAACAGCAGGUGCCCCAGGUUCCUAGCUAUCCUCCCCAGCCGCAGGUGCCCCAGGUUCCUAGCUACCCUUCCAAGCUGCAGGUGCCCAAGGUUCCUAGCUAUCCUCCCCAGCCGCAGGUGCCCCAGGUUCCUAGCUAUCCUCCCCAGCCGGAGGUGCCCCAGGUUCCUAGCUAUCCUCCCCAACAGCAGGUGCCCCAGGUUCCUAGCUAUCCUCCCCAGCCGCAGGUGCCCCAGGUUCCUAGCUACCCUUCCAAGCUGCAGGUGCCCAAGGUUCCUAGCUAUCCUCCCCAGCCGCAGGUGCCCCAGGUUCCUAGCUAUCCUCCCCAACCGCAGGUGCCCCAGGUUCCUAGCUAUCCUCCCCAGCCGCAGGUGCCCCAGGUUCCUAGCUACCCUUCCAAGCUGCAGGUGCCCCAGGUUCCUAGCUAUCCUCCCCAGCUGGAGGUGACCCAGGUUCCUAGCUAUCCUCCCCAACCGCAGGUGCCCCAGGUUCCUAGCUAUCCUCCCCAGCCGCAGGUGCCCCAGGUUCCUAGCUACCCUUCCAAGCUGCAGGUGCCCAAGGUUCCUAGCUAUCCUCCCCAGCCGCAGGUGCCCCAGGUUCCUAGCUAUCCUCCCCAGCUGCAGGUGCCCCAGGUUCCUAGCUAUCCUCCCCAGCAGCAGGUGCCCCAGGUUCCUAGCGAUCCUCCCCAGCUGCAGGUGCCCAAGGUUCCUAGCUAUCCUCCCCAGCUGCAGGUGCCCAAGGUUCCUAGCUAUCCUCCCCAGCCGCAGGUGCCCCAGUUUCCUAGCUAUCCUCCCCAGCCGGAGGUGACCCAGGUUCCUAGCUAUCCUCCCCAGCUGCAGGUGCCCCAGGUUCCUAGCUAUCCUUCCCAGCUGCAGGUUCCCCAGGUUCCUAGCUAUCCUACCCACCAGCAGCCUGGGUAUCCUCCCCAGAAGCAGCCCCAGCAUUCCAAGCAGCAGCAGCAGCCUGGCUAUCCUUCCCAGCAGCAGCCCCAGGUUCCCCAGCAAACGCAGCAGCUGCCUGGCUAUCCUGCCCAGCAGCAGCCCCAGCAUUCCAAGCAGCAGCAGCAGCCUGGCUAUCCUUCCCAGCAGCAGCCCCAGCAUUCCAAGCAGCAGCAGCAGUCUGGGUAUCCUCCCCAGAAGCAGCCGCAACAGCCCCAGGUUCCCCAGCAACCGCACCAGCCUGGCUACCCUGCCCAGCAGCAGCGUCUGCAACAGCCCCAGAUUCCCCUGCAACCCAAGCAGCAGCAUGGCUAUCCUUCCCAGCAGCAGCCCCAGCAUUCCAAGCAGCAGCAGCCUGGCUAUCCUCCCAAGCAGCAGCCGCAACAGCCCCAGGUAUCCAAGAAACCCCAGCAGCAGCCUGGCUAUCCUGCCCAGCAGCAGCCCCAGCGUUCCAAGCAGCAGCAGCAGCAGUCUGGCUAUCCUCCCAAGCAGCAGCCGCAACAGCCCCAGGUAUCCAAGAAACCCCAGCAGCAGCCUGGCUAUCCUGCCCAGCAGCAGCCGCAACAGCCCCAGGUAUCCAAGAAACCCCCGCAGCAGCCUGGCUAUCCUGCCCAGCGUCCGCAGGUGCCCAAGGUUCCUAGCUAUCCUCCCCAGCCGCAGGUGCCCCAGGUUCCUAGCUAUCCUCCCCAGCCGCAGGUGCCCCAGGUUCCUAGCUAUCCUCCCCAGCCACAGGUGACCCAGGUUCCUAACUAUCCUCCCCAGCCACAGGUGCCCCAGGUUCCUAGCUAUCCUCCCCAGCCACAGGUGCCCCAGGUUCCUAGCUAUCCUCCCCAGCCACAGGUGCCCCAGGUUCCUAGCUAUCCUUCCCCAGCCACAGGUGCCCCAGGUUCCUAGCUAUCCUCCCCAGCCACAGGUGCCCCAGGUUCCUAGCUAUCCUCCCCAGCCACAGGUGCCCCAGGUUCCUAGCUAUCCUCCCCAG